AGCAAUUUGGUGUUGCUGUGAUGGAGAAGAGAGAGAAGGAGGAAUGGGAUGUGGUGGCGAGCGUUGCGGCGGAUGAUCUCCGGUGCCGGGGGACCGACGAGAAGGAGUUGAGGUGCGGGAAUGAGGAAUGGGAGAGCCGUAGCCUCUGUGAGGUUCACUGUGUGGAGAUGGUCGCCGAUUCCAGCAAGGAGGGAAUGCAGGUUAAGGAAAAGAGGAAGCCUGGUCGUCCUCGGAAGGAGAAGAGUAGUGCUUCUAUGGUUGAGGCUGAGGGUUCGAAUGGUGCUAAAAAGCAGGAGAAUGAAAAUGCUGGAAAGCGGAAGAGGAAUGAAUCUGAGAGGCCGAGAAGGAAGUCUGUUAGAGUUGAUAAGCAAGAUGGGGCAUCUACUGAUGACCAAUUCUCUCCAAAAGCUAAUGUUCUUAGUGAUUUCAAUAAGACUUUCAACCCUGAGCAGGAGAAUGAAAAUGCUGGAAAGCGGAAGAGGAAUAAACCUGGGAGGCCAAGAAAGAAUUCUGUUAGAGUUGAUAAGCAAGAUGGGGCAUCUACUGAUGAUCAAUUCUCUCCAAUAGCUAAUGUUCUUAGUGAUUCCAAUAAGACUUUCAACCCUGAGCAGGAGAAUGAAAAUGCUGGAAAGCGGAAGAGGAAUAAACCUGGGAGGCCAAGAAAGAAGUCUGUUAGAGUUGAUAAGCAAGAUGGGGCAUCUACUGAUGACCAAUUUUCUCCAACAGCUAAUGUUCUUAGUGAUUCCAAUAAGACUUUCAACCCUGAGGAACUGAGGGGGAAGAUAUUGACGGGUGAUGCAGCACGGAUGUGCCAUCAGUGCCAGAGCAAAUACAAGGAGAAGAUUGUGUGGUGUUUGACCUGCAAAAAGAAGCGAUAUUGUGUGCCAUGUAUUGAGCGCUGGUACCCAGAUUUGACAAUUGCUGAGUUUGAGAAAAAAUGCCCUUAUUGCUGUAACAAUUGCAAUUGCAAAGGGUGUUUACGGAUGAUCAGGGUUGCAAAGCCUCCGGAGAAGGUGAUUGAAAAAUCUCAGCGAGUAUGCUAUUUGUAUUAUGUUAUACAAUCAUUGCUUCCUUGGCUGAAAGCAUUUCGUGGUGAGCAAAUGAAGGAGAAAGAAAUUGAGGCUCGGAUAAAAGGACAAUCAUCUGCUGAAACGAAGGUAGAACAAGCUCCAUGUGAUCCUGAUGAACGUGUAUAUUGUGACAAUUGCCAAACCUCUAUUCUUGAUUAUCAUCGGAGCUGCCCUGACUGCUCAUUUGAUCUGUGCCUUCGUUGCUGCCAAGAGCUCCGAAAUGGAUGCAUGCCUGGUGGCAAUGGGAGAUUAAUUUACAAGUACAAAACCAAGGGUAAAGAUUACUUGCAUGGAGGCCCUCCGCAGACCAUAAGCAAAAGGAUUGCAUCAAUGGUAAAUGCUAGUGAUGAUGAAAACAAUGAAGGGCGGUUAAAUGCUUUGAGGGAAUGGAAGGCUAAUAGUAAUGGCAGUAUUCCCUGCCCCUUAAAGGAAGUUGGUGGCUGUGGAAAUUCUGUUUUGGAGUUAAAGUGCAUUUUUGGUGAUAGUAAUCUUCAGAACCUAGAAGAGAAGGCUGCUUCAAUUGUUGCACAACAAAAACCGGCAAUGCUCCCUGACCUUUGUACUCAGUGUCCAUGCUUCACUGCUACCGGUGAACUAAACUCUGGCAGUACAACGCUACGCAAAGCAGCUUGCAGGAAAGAUUCUAAUGAUAAUUAUCUGUUUUGCCCGAAAGCUAUUGACCUUCAAUCUGGAGAUAUUGAGCACUUCCAAAAACAUUGGGCUAAAGGUGAGCCAGUGAUUGUUCGUGAUGUCCUGGAGCUCACUCAUGGUCUGAGUUGGGAGCCAAUGGUUAUGUGGAGAGCUCUUAGAGAGAGGGCAGAGUCUAAGCAAGCACCAGAGAAGUUUGCAGUCCAGGCAAUUGAUUGCCUGGAUUGGUGUGAGGUUGAGAUAAACAUUGCCACCUUUUUUAGAGGCUAUUCUGAAGGACGGAACCAUUUGAAUAACUGGCCUGAGAUGCUAAAGCUCAAGGACUGGCCCCCAUCUAGUUCCUUUGAAGAGCGAUUACCACGCCAUGGUGCAGAAUUCAUUACAUCUUUGCCAUUUAAGGAGUAUACAGAUCCCAGGUGUGGCAUUCUAAAUCUUGCAACUAAGCUGGAUGAAGGUGUUCUGAAGCCAGACAUGGGCCCAAAAACUUAUAUUGCUUAUGGGUUUGCGGAUGAGUUAGGAAGAGGCGACUCUGUUACAAAGCUUCACUGUGAUAUGUCGGAUGCGGUGAAUAUCUUGACUCAUACUUCUGAAUUUACUCCAUUGCCCCACACACUUGCUGCUAUCCCGGAAUAUAAAAAGAAACAUAUAGUUCAAAACAAGCAAGAGGAGAGUUUGAUGGAACCCAUAUAUAUAGAUUGUUCUGAAAGGUCAGUUGUCUCCAGUGAAGAAUUGUUGCAGCAACAAAGUUGUAGUGAGAUCCAGCCUACAGAGAAUGACAAUCCUAAGCACAAAGUAAAUUAUGACAUUCAUGAAAAUGUGGCUGUGGAGGCUUCAGUGGGCUUAGCUAAGAAUGCUUCUGGUGAAGCAUUGGAUUCAGGAAAUAGUAAUUCUCAGGAAAAAGUUGCCCUGGAAAAUCCUAAGCACAAAGUAAAUUUCGACAUUCAUGAAAAUGUGGCUGUGGAGGCUUCAGUGGGCUUAGCUAAGAAUGCUUCUGGUGAAGGAUUGGAUUCAGGAAAUAGUAAUUCUCAGGAAAAAGUUGCCCAGGAAAAUCCUAUUCCACAGAAAAGGAAGAGAGGAAGGCCCAGUCGAAAAGAACAGCAAUACAAAGCAGCAAACAGUGCUCCAUCUGAUAAUUCAGGAGAAGUACAACUUGAUACUGGUCUUAGAAACCAAGCUAUCAACAUCACUGAUGAUUUUCAAAAAUCUUCUGAGAGUGAGGAAAUGAAAAAGAUGAAAGAUGGGAUGGUUUGUAAUGUCUCAAAACUUGGGCAUAAAGUUGAUGAAAAUGAACCUAAACAAGUGGUAGGUGGUGCUCUAUGGGAUAUUUUCCGAAGAGAAGAUGCUAAGAAGUUACAAGAGUAUCUUAAGAAGCACUCAAAGGAGUUCCGGCACAUGUUCUGCUGUCGAAUAGAGGAGGUGGCUCAUCCAAUUCAUGAUCAGACUUUCUACUUGACCAAAGAGCAUAAGAGAAAGUUGAAGGAGGAAUACGGAAUUGAGCCUUGGACUUUCGAGCAAAAUCUUGGAGAAGCUGUUAUAAUACCAGCUGGAUGUCCACAUCAAGUGAGAAAUCUCAAGUCAUGCAUAAAGGUUGCGCUUGACUUUGUGUCUCCGGAGAACUUCAAUGAAUGCAUUAAGCUGAGUGAAGAGUUCCGUCUACUUCCUAAAGACCACCUUGCUAAAGUAGACAAACUUGAGGUGAAAAAGAUGGCUCUGCAUGCACUCAUGCAUGACAUAAGGGAUUUUGAGAAAUGUACAUCUUCUGAGGCCAAUGAUGAGAAUGAAGUGAAACCUCAAGCUGAAGAACAACCAGAGAGUUCUAUCCCCCCUCGCAAAAACAAAAAGGCCAACAAGUAGAGAGUUUUACUGGUGAUGGACCCCUGCCUUCAGUUUGAGUGAUUUUCUGAUAAUGGGAGAUGAUCAGGGAGUUUGCUUGCUUUGAAGCAUGUGCGGCCAAUUUUUGUAUAUUGUGUAGUUUGUAGUGUCUUUAAGUCUCAACAUGAUGGAAGCUGUCAUAUCAUAUGCAGUUCUGUCAUUUUGUAUAUUGUUGGGCUUAUCAGAGUUAAACAGAAGAAGUUGUUGUUGAAUUCUGACAGUUUAUACAUGAUUUAGCCUGAUGUUAUGAACCUGUGUAACCAAGACUAAAUUGAUGAAAGCUUUGUAGUUUGUACUA
Messenger RNA from Dioscorea cayenensis subsp. rotundata (Guinea yam), 3888 nucleotides. RefSeq names its product lysine-specific demethylase JMJ25-like. The record is from RefSeq and is a predicted model, not a curated record. Bases 21 to 3572 code for a protein of 1183 amino acids. Gene Ontology annotation, cellular component: histone deacetylase complex; chromatin. The transcript has 18 exons. Lineage: Eukaryota; Viridiplantae; Streptophyta; Magnoliopsida; Dioscoreales; Dioscoreaceae. Gene Ontology annotation, biological process: regulation of transcription by RNA polymerase II. Gene Ontology annotation, molecular function: transcription coregulator activity; histone H3K9 demethylase activity; chromatin DNA binding.